Molecule: messenger RNA, 810 nt
Organism: Acanthoscelides obtectus
Lineage: Eukaryota; Metazoa; Arthropoda; Insecta; Coleoptera; Chrysomelidae
Source: the annotation of a GenBank genome assembly
AUGAAACCAUCUAAACUGCAAGAUCAUCUGAGAAGAUGCCACCCUGAUAAAACAGAGAAAGAUUUGAAAUACUUUCAAACACUCAAAGAUAAAUUUCAGAAGAGACCUACACUGGACAGAAUGUUCGCUUCGACGUCACAAAGAAAUGAUGAUGGUUUGCGGGCGUCUAACAAUAUCUCGUUACUUAUAGCAAAAUCCGGAAAACCGCAUACUAUGGGAGAGAAGUUAAUUUUGCCAGCCGUUGAAGAGGUUUUAAAAACUGUUUUACACAAACCUGCAUCUGAUAUCAUUAAAAGAAUUCCCUUAAGCAACAAUACUGAUGAAAGACGUAUUGAUGAAAUGAGUUCUGAUAUUGAAAGCUUCUUAUGUAAUUAUUUGCAAACGACCCAUUUCUCUAUACAACUGGACGAGUCAACUUUACCUGAUAAUGCAGCAUUAUUAUUGGCAUAUGUUCGUUUUAUUAUGAAUCAAGAAAUCUACGAAGAACUGCUCUUCGCAAGAACUUUGAUAACCGACACUAAAGGUGAAUCAAUAUUUCAUGUUUUGAAGGAUUACUUCAUUGAAAAAGCAAUUCCUUUAUCAAAUAUAAUAUCAGUAGCUACAGAUGGAGCACCUGCCAUGAUUUUUACAUUAUUUCUAUACGAAGGUUUCUAUGAUACCAAUAUGCUUCAUUUAUGGGAUACGCUAUGCUACUUCUGCUUUAGUGAAAUUGUCGACCAUAUUCAGAUGAGAAAUGAGGGUUAUAAGGACUUAGAAAUAGCUGAAAGGUCUUACUACCCAGUAUUUUUCUCCAAGAAGCAACAGGAAUGA